AUGGUUGGUGCCCUUUUUGCCGCCACCGCCACUGCUGCACCCCUUGAGGCUCGUGCUGCCAAGGCUACAAUCUACACUACCUGCAAAGUCCCAGGUACCUACGCCUUGACCUUUGACGACGGACCCUACCAAUACACCUGGGAUUUGGCAACCUCUCUUAACAAAUUGGGUGUUUCUGCCACCUUUUUCAUCAAUGGAAACAACUGGGUUAAUGCUGCUACUGACAGUGUCGUCACAUCUUCUGGAAAGAAGACCUACAUCAAUGUUAUCAAGCACCUUGAUGAAAUGGGCCACCAAAUUGCUAGCCACACCUACUCUCACAGAGACCUUAAGGGUCUCUCUGCUGCUGUAGUCAAGAAGGAGAUGACUGAUGUUGAGGCCAUUGUUAAAAAGGCAAUUGGCAAGAAGCCCACUUACAUGCGUCCUCCUUCUGGUGUCACUGAUGCCACCAGUCUUCAAGCUCUUGGUGACCUUGGUUACAAAGUUGUCUUGUGGGACAUUGAUACCAAUGACUGGAAGACCCACUCUCUCACUGCCGAGAAGGCUGAAUUUGCAAAUGUUAUGGGCAAGGAGACCGGCACCCCCAAGAAGGGCCACAUCUCUCUGAUGCACGAUGUUCACGAGCAGACCGUCAAGGAGCUUGUUCCCUGGGCUGUUCCUUACAUCAAGUCCAAGAAGUACAAGUUUGUCACUGUUGCCGAGUGUCUCGGUUUCUCAAAAGCCAGUGCUUACAAGGCUUAA
Phycomyces blakesleeanus NRRL 1555(-) is the source of this 741-nucleotide messenger RNA. RefSeq names its product chitin deacetylase. Gene Ontology annotation, molecular function: hydrolase activity, acting on carbon-nitrogen (but not peptide) bonds. The record is from RefSeq and is a predicted model, not a curated record. NCBI's taxonomy places the organism in Eukaryota, Fungi, Mucoromycota, Mucoromycetes, Mucorales, Phycomycetaceae. The coding region runs from base 1 to 741 and encodes 246 amino acids. The transcript is spliced from 3 exons. Gene Ontology annotation, biological process: carbohydrate metabolic process.